Molecule: messenger RNA, 583 nt
Organism: Cyprinodon tularosa
Lineage: Eukaryota; Metazoa; Chordata; Actinopteri; Cyprinodontiformes; Cyprinodontidae
Product: cytochrome c oxidase assembly protein COX14 homolog
Exons: 2
Coding region: 168-344 (58 amino acids)
Source: RefSeq, a predicted model, not a curated record
CUAUGCUGCGUCACUGCCAGUGUUCAUUUUGCUCGGAGCUCCAGUUUCCGCUUGUUAUGAAGGCGAAGGUUAGUUAGCAGGCGGCUAAAUAUCUGGUUUGCUGACAUUGGACGAAGAAUUAACUGUUUAUUGCGGCUGCUUUUCUGAAUUACCAAAGGCUCCUCAUCAUGGUGACGGGAAAACGUCUGGCUGAUAUCGGCUAUCGGGCCUUUUCUGCCUCGAUGAUGCUGCUGACAGCUUACGGCGGUUACCUCUGUGCGAUGCGAGGAUACCGGUACUUUGAAAAGCAGAAACAGCUGAAACUGGCAGCAGAGAACCAGGACCCUGAAAUCAUCAAAGACUGACGUCACCAUAGCUGCAGCGGACAUUUCCCAUUCCUGUUGUCUGUCUCUGAAUGGCAGAGAUGGAUUCCUCUAUGAUUGUUCUGUAUUUCCAUGAGGUCACCUCAUGAGGAUUAUUUGUUUUAUAACAUUUAACCAAACAAUCUGUUAGGUAACAUGUGCAUCGGUGGCCUGUCUCAUAUCUGCUGUGUUUCAGGAUGCCCGUUUUGGUUUGUAUUAUAAUAAAAUGCCUUGAAUGAAAA